This is a messenger RNA of Labrus bergylta (ballan wrasse), 2771 nucleotides long. RefSeq names its product proton myo-inositol cotransporter. NCBI's taxonomy places the organism in Eukaryota, Metazoa, Chordata, Actinopteri, Labriformes, Labridae. Gene Ontology annotation, biological process: myo-inositol transport; transmembrane transport. Gene Ontology annotation, cellular component: apical plasma membrane. The record is from RefSeq and is a predicted model, not a curated record. Gene Ontology annotation, molecular function: myo-inositol:proton symporter activity.
GGGUUGUUAGAUGACGUCACGUAAACAUGGCUGCACACAGUGGAGUUGUAGCACUGUUCGUGGGAAAUAUUCUCUCUGAAGGUUCUGUUUGAAGCCAUCAAUAUGCGCCGUGAUACAGAAAAAAAUAGAAAAUCCUCGUGACUUGAUACUGAAGUUUGCUGUACCAGCAGGGACAAAGUACAGCCAGCAGCAGAGACUAACCACGAGAUGUUAUCGUUUCUGAAGUGAGCAAUCGAGCUGACAGCGUCUAGACGUGUUGCCUACUUCCCUGUUUUUUUUUUUCUUCUUCUCUGGAGCUGAGGUCUUAACUUUAAAUUUGGAUUACUGGGACGUCUGGUAUUGGAAAGUCCUUCGGUUUUGGCUCUUUUUUCCCCCUCAACUUUUCUUUGUUUUGACGCAGCUGUGAGGAAGGAAUGAGGAAGUCUAUCCCCACUUAGAAAGGGAGAGGGACUCAGGUUGUAAAAUUAACCCUUGAUGAGUUUAAUUCCUGGUUUUCCCUUAUGUCCAGCAGCUACGAUGAGUACAGUUUUAAUCGUGUAAACAUCCUUAUGGGCAGCAGGGGACAGAAAGCAUCUGAAGAUGGACAGCAGAGUCUCACUGGAGCGCCAUCUGGACACCGUGCCACACCUGGGGAUCUCCUGGACCAGGAUGCCUCCUCCUCCUCCUCCACACCCGCGUUCAUGUACGUGUUGGCAUUUUUCUCUGCCCUGGGAGGGUUCCUCUUCGGGUAUGACACCGGGGUGGUCUCUGGGGCCAUGCUGCUCCUUAAGAAGGAGAUGAACCUGACCACUCUGUGGCAGGAGGUGCUUGUUUCCAGUACUGUCGGGGCUGCUGCCAUCGCUGCCCUGAGCGGGGGCUUCUUGAAUGGGUGGCUCGGACGAAGGAUCUGCAUCCUUUUGGCCAGUUUCAUCUUCAGCAUCGGUGGCGUCAUCCUGAGUAUUGCUCCUGAUAAAGAGGUGCUGCUUGUGGGCAGAAUCGUAGUUGGUUUGGGCAUAGGCAUCGCCUCCAUGACAGUUCCUGUAUACAUCGCUGAAGUUUCCCCCCCUCACCAGAGAGGUCAGCUUGUCACCAUCAACUCGCUCUUCAUCACUGGUGGUCAGUUUAUAGCCAGUGUGGUCGAUGGAGCGUUCAGCUACAUGAGACACGGCGGCUGGAGGUACAUGCUGGGUUUGUCAGUUGUCCCGGCUGUGCUGCAGUUUGUGGGCUUCUUGUUCUUGCCCGAAAGCCCCCGCUGGCUCCUCCAAAAGGGCCGGAGCCAAGAGGCCCGACAAGUUCUCAGUCGAAUCCGAGGAGACCAGGGCGUUGACGAGGAGUACGACCACAUCCAAGCCAGCAUCGAGGAGGAAGGGAAAGAGGCUGGCGGAGGAGGCCUUGUUAUUAUGAAGAUCCUCCGCCACGGUCCGACUCGCAGGGCCCUCGUAGUUGGCUGUGGCCUCCAGAUGUUCCAGCAGCUGUCCGGGAUAAACACCGUCAUGUACUACAGUGCAACCAUUCUGCAGAUGGGAGGGGUGCGGGAUGUGAAACAGGCGAUCUGGUUGGCUGCUGCAACUUCUGCGACUAACUUUGUGUUCACCAUGCUUGGAGUCUGGCUCGUGGAGAGAGUGGGCCGCAGGAAGCUGACCCUGGGCAGCCUUUUCGGUACUGGUCUGAGUCUGACUCUGUUGGCCAUCGGGUUCUUGCUUUCUGCUCAAAGUUCUCCCCCCGUCACCCUCCACCCAGCCGAUCCUCAAAACUCAACCUGCAGACUUUAUGGGUCCUGUGAGCUCUGCAUGCUGGAUCCAGACUGUGGAUUUUGUUUUCAAGAAAACGGCACCAGAGUGUUCGACUCCUCCUGCGUCCCUGUCAAUGAAGCGUCCAAAGAACACGCCGCCUGGGGAAGGUGUUCCAACCAGACAGAGGAGGCUGACAGUCCAAUCUGGGCCUACAACUACUGUCCAACAUCGUACUCCUGGAUCAUCCUGCUGGGCCUCAUUCUCUACCUUGCAUUCUUUGCUCCAGGUAUGGGUCCCAUGCCUUGGACGGUGAACUCGGAGAUCUUCCCGCUGUGGGCACGCAGCACGGGGAACGCCUGUUCAGCCGGGGUCAACUGGAUCUUCAACGUGCUGGUGUCUCUGACCUUUCUUCACAUCGCAGAGUUCCUCACAUAUUACGGGGCGUUCUUCUUGUACUCGGGCCUGGUGGUGUUGGCUCUCCUCUUCGUCUACGGCUGCCUCCCAGAGACGAAGGGCCUGCAGCUGGAGGACAUCGAGAACCUGUUCAUGGGUCCGCUCUGCACAUGUGGCGCCUCCUCACCCAACGACCGCCGCCAAGUCCACUACAUCCGGGUAAAAGGAAACAACUACCUCCCCUCUGACAAUGAGGCCUCUGAUGUAGACUAGACUGGGACCAGUUCUCUUCCUUCCUCUGUCCUUCUGGUUUGCCUUUGUGGUGAGGAAAAGGGAAUGGUGCUGCCCCCUGGUGGCUGUGGUCAAACAUGAACAAAAAAGAGACUUGAGCUUUACCGGGACUUUAACUGACACUUUCCCCCGUGCUAAGGCGGCCCAUCUGAGGUUUUUUAUGUCUCAUCUGGGGGUUUGGUGCUGUCUUUUGUAUUAUUUGGUGCACUUUCCUCUUUCCCAUCAUGCCCUCUGUCAUCACAGAAAGGGAACAUUUAAGCAAAACAUUCCAGGGUGGAAAACAUGGGUGAGCAGGGUUCAUUUAAAGGCUUUAUAUGCAAUUUUUCACACUUAAAUAUAAUAGAAAUCAAGUAUAUCCUCUGAAAAUAACUCUGA